AUGUCAUCAUUAUUGUCAAGUCUGUCUGAAAAAUUGCAUUUACACAAUGAUCAAGAGGCUAUUGAGUUAGCUAUAAAUCAUUUUAAUAAUUCCCAUCAACCAUACAAUGAUUUAUUUGAAUAUCUUUUACUAUUAUCUGAAUCACAUCAUAAUAAUAUGAAUUUAAUCAAUUGUCUUAUUCAUUCCUUUGUUCAAUGGAAAAAUCAAUCAAAUAAAACUGUCGCAAUUCCUCAUAUUGAUGAAAAUUUAAUUAGUGAUUUAAUUUUAAGAAAAUUACCAAUAAAAUUCUUACAAGAUUUCUGUGAAAUAUUUAACAUUUCGAAAGAUAAUUUAUUAUUUUUAUUACGAACUUUAAUAUUUGAUCCAUUAAAUUCACCGUCAUAUAAACGUGCACUAAAUAUAAUUGUAAAAUUCAAUUAUCAAUUAGAAUUUUCUCCAAAUGAAAUUUUAUUACCAUUAAUACUUCAAACAAAAGAUCAUCUUAUUCAUAUCUAUAUGGAUAAGAAACCACAAUUAGAAGGAUAUGUAUUAGAGUUACUAGAUUAUUUAUAUGAAAGUGGAGGGAAGAAAAUUCGAGAAAUUUUAUCCAACCAAUUCAAUAUCCGAAAUUUAAAUCUUAAUAAAAAAGCUCUCGGUAAAUUAGCGGUUCGCUAUUGGAAUACAUUGGGAAAUGAGCAAACAGAAAAGUAUCCAAAUUUAUCUACAUUACAACAUAGAAGAACAUUAAGUUAUUUAAUUAAUGUUAAAUAUUUUGAGAAUAUUGAAGAAAAAACAACGAGUGACGAAGCUUGGAACGAAUUAAUUGAAGAAAUUAUAUUAGGCAAUAAUGACCUAUCGGAUUAUUUCAUCGAAUUGCUUGUUGAUAAAGAUGAUAUUGUUGCUGUUAGAUAUUGGAUCGCAUGGUUAAAUCGACCUGAGCAUACAUUACCUCCUUGGGUACAAAGGUAUAUUCGUUCUAAACCAAACAGCCGAUCUACAACAGUAGCCGUUGAUAAAAGCCCUAAGCAAAUCGCAUCUAUUGAAUAUUACAAAAUGCCGCUUGAAGAUAUACAAAUAGUUUUUGUUGACUCCAUGCCUGGAUAUGAACGUUUACUUGAUCGUUUAUUUAAUGGAAAUAAUAGUCAAGAAGAGCUAAUACUUGGUUUUGAUUGUGAAUGGAAACCAAUAUUUAAUAAUACAUCGACAUCUAAACAACGUCUUAGUAUAGUGCAAAUAGCAUUUCCGAACGAAAUAUUCUUGCUUGAUGUACUUCAUUUUUUUCAUACAUGUGAUCCCGAAAAUAUUCAAAGACGUUUAGCAAAUCGUUUGUUCGACGAUGAUCACGUGACAAUACUUUGUUACGGUUUUCAAGCAGAUGCUUCUAUGCUGAUUGCUUCUUAUCCAAUUUUCAAUCAAGUACUUCUCUCGGGAAAGACUUUAUUAGAUUUAUCGUUUGUACAAACAGAGUUGUUGAAUACUCGGCGAGAUAUAUUUCCAUAUCCUACACUACCAAAUAAUAUAAUUUCAAAAGAGAAAGGCCUGAGUGAAUUAGUUCGUUUAUGUUUUGGUAAAACAUUAAAUAAAUCUGAGCGAUGUUCUAAUUGGGACCGACGGCCAUUGCGACAAGCUCAAAUUCAUUACGCAGCAUAUGAUGCGUAUUGUUUAAUUGAUAUUUAUAAUUGUCUCGGUAAUCGUCUUCAAUCAUUCGAUUAUCUUCAAUCACUUCGUGGAUACAAACCGAAAAAAUCCGAUCCACCAGUCGAUCAAAAUGAUCAUUUUCAAACAUCGAAUAGUGUUACUUCGGUUCAAUGA
Molecule: messenger RNA, 1791 nt
Organism: Rotaria socialis
Lineage: Eukaryota; Metazoa; Rotifera; Eurotatoria; Philodinida; Philodinidae
Source: the annotation of a GenBank genome assembly